Zootermopsis nevadensis is the source of this 3118-nucleotide messenger RNA. Its product is annotated as methyl farnesoate epoxidase. Lineage: Eukaryota; Metazoa; Arthropoda; Insecta; Blattodea; Termopsidae. Gene Ontology annotation, biological process: xenobiotic metabolic process. The record is from RefSeq and is a predicted model, not a curated record. Gene Ontology annotation, cellular component: intracellular membrane-bounded organelle; cytoplasm. Gene Ontology annotation, molecular function: iron ion binding; oxidoreductase activity, acting on paired donors, with incorporation or reduction of molecular oxygen, reduced flavin or flavoprotein as one donor, and incorporation of one atom of oxygen; steroid hydroxylase activity.
AGCGUACGGGAUUGUAAAGAAGUCUCAUUAACACAAGUUUUUGUAGAAUCCCUCGGCAAAGGCGAGGGCAUCUCGAAAAUAACCACAGUCAGAAAUAUCUGAAGAAACUGACAGAGCAACAUUUGUGCUGCAUUCGUCAGGAUUUGACCAUUGACUUUUGAAAAUGGUGCCAGUGACAUCAGAGUCGGGAUUUCCCACAUGGUCUUGUCGAGGCUUUUAUGGCAGGAUGACGUCAUCAGGAUGGAGGAUUCCUCGUAUGAUUGCAUGGGCACCUGCUUGGCUCGGAAUUGACCACCCAGUCACUUCUACAAACAGAAACGCACGAUGUUUGUUACAAUUGUUCUGACCUGUCUGGUCCUCUGUCUUCUAUAUAAUGUUAUUAAAAUCAGGCCCAAGAAUUUUCCACCAGGUCCACCGUGCUUACCUGUAGUGGGUUGUGUUCCAUUCUUGCCCUCACAAUACCUUCAUCUGAAAAUGGAAUUGUGGUUGAAGAAAUAUGGUUCUGUGGUAGGUCUCAUGCUAGGCUCCCAACCGGCUGUGCUGAUCUGUGGGCCCAAUGAGGUUCUGGAAGUUUUGCGGAGGGAAGAAUUCCAAGGAAGACCGGAGAAAGCGAACUUUAGGCAAGAGAACUUUAACAGAAAGCUUGGUGUUUUCUUCAGUGAUGGUCCAUUUUGGGUAGAACAAAGACGUUUCACUCUGCGUCACUUGAGAGAUCUUGGAUUUGGUAAGAGUAUUAUGGAAACUUUAAUUUCUGAAGAAAUUGAAGAUGUUAUAAAGGAGCUAAGGCAAUGCAAAGUAUUACAGGUGUCAAGAUUUUUUGGGCUAUCAACAGUGAAUGUAAUCUGGGCCCUGGUGGCAGGAACGAGAUAUUCACGAGGCGACGCUCGCCUCCAAGACCUUCUUCAUGCCUUGACUCGCCUUUUUCGUUCAGGCUCUCAGACUGGAGGAAUCGUAAACGCUGUCCCCAUUCUCAAGAUAAUUGCUCCUCAAGUAACAGGACACCAAGAAACUCUGGAUCAUGUUACGAAUCUCAAAUUUUUCUUCAGAAACAUUAUCAGAGAACAUGACAAGACCUUCAAAGAAAAUGAUCUCAGAGACUUCAUUGACGUCUACUUGAAAGAGAUGAAGCAUCAGAGUGACAAUGAGAACUCCACUUUCUCGGAAGAUGGCCUGAUUAUCACGUGCUUUGACUUAUUUGCGGCUGGCGCUGAGUCUGUGAGCAACACUCUUAGCUUCACGUUGCUCUACACUGUCUUACACCCAGAGGUUCAGGGGACGGUGCAGCGUCUGCUGGACGACGUGGUUGGAAAAGACAGGCGUCCGUGUCUAGCUGACAGACCACGACUGCAAUAUGUAGAGGCUGUCUUGGCAGAAGUAAUGCGUAUCAAUACCGUAGCUGCAGUUGCACCAGCACAUCGUGUCACUCAAGAUACUACUCUGAACGGCUACAGCAUCCCUAAGGAUACAACAGUUAUUGCGAGUCUGUGGUGUAUCUUGCGCGACAAAGAACACUGGGGUGAUCCUGAAGUGUUCAGACCUGAACGCUUCCUAGAUGAGAAUGAUAACUUCGUAAAGGACGAGUGGAUGAUUCCGUUUGGCAUUGGAAGACGUACCUGUUUGGGAGAAUUGAUGGCAAGAAAUAUCCUUUUUAUUUUCUACACAACUUUGCUUCAGGAAUUCUCCUUCAGUUUACCUGUUGGAGACCCUGAACCUUCCACGUUGUGUCUUUCAGGGAUUACGUCUGCACCUCAACCCUUCAGGGUGAAGAUCACGAGACGAUCUUAGGUUAUGCUGGGUUUUGGCUUAGAGGCUUUACGAGUUUGGCAAGUUUUCCUACAAGGUUAGGCCUGUAACAUCUUUAGUUACUUUGUCAUUAAUUUUAACAUUAAUUAUGAGUUAUACUGACACAUACAAAAAAUGAAUUGUAAUGUUCUUGUCGUAAAUGGAUUCCCGUUUCUUCAUUCUGGUGACUGAGUACAAACAACUUGCUGUGAAACAUAACCGAUAGUUUCGGCUUAUCAUUAGACCAUUUCCCUGUCUUAUUGAAUUUUGGUGUUGUUUCUGCUGCACAGCCUAUGCAGUGAUGAAUAUAUUUGAACGCUGGAGAAAAUUACACAGCGUAAUUUUUAUAGGAUGAUUGAAGUAAAAAGAAUGAAAAAAUUAAAGCACAAUAUUGGGAAAUAACAUUAAGAGAAGAAAUCGCCAGGGAGUCAUAGUUCAUACGAGAUGAUAAUAUUAAAAUGGAACUUGGAAGAAUAGGGUGUGGGAUUUGAGUGACUCGGUAAGGCGGGCCCUUUUGAAUAUGGUCAUGCACUUGCGUUGCCGUAGAAGCAAGGUAUUUCUUUACCAACCGAUUUGAAACGUUUAAUAAAUGUCACGAAUCUGCUAUAAACUCUGCCCACCGCCAUUCCAACCUUCCCGUCCUACUCCUGUUUUUUAUCGCCGAUAUAUUGCAAGUCAUGGAGGCGUGUGGAUUGGAAGAAAUCCGUCAGACUCGACAGCCCAGUGGGUUGAUGCUGGUUCUUAUCUUCGUCGAUGUCCCGUUGUCCUCAUUGGGUAGGACACGCUGUGCGGUCGGCAUUGAUACCAGCUCGGAGGCCAUGUCAGAGACAAGAGAAAAAGAUUACAAAAUGCUGUACUGAAAUUGGGGAGAGUGACCCUGAAAAAGAGCGUAAAUAAAUACGUAGAACUGAUAAAUAUUGCCGACGUUUCGGAAGAGGGACGAGGGAUUGUUGUAAUACGCAAUAAGAUAAGGAAAUGUCAAACAACACUUGUUAUUAACUUAAGUAUUUUGUUGGUAUUCCUGAUUUUGGUUCGUUUUAAGGGCUACUUUACUUCUGUAUCUACAUGGACUAUUACGUAAGCUUAUAUAAGUCUUUGCUGAGGCCUUUGACAGAUUUAUAUUAAACUUUAUAUAGGACUACAAUAUUUCUAUUAGAGUAUUAUUAUAAGUCCUACACAAGUUUCAUUUAACUUAAAUUAUUUUAAGGCCUGACUUACUUAUGGGAUUAAAUCUUUCGGCUUAUAUAAGUAUAUAACUGAGAAAAACACCUUUUGUAUAAAUUAUAUGUAUUCACAGUUGCACACACAACUUAUUAAACCUUUUCUCAAAACUCAU